ACACAGGCUGUUCUCUUCUGUAGCACUUUAGACAUAUUUCCUACCUUGGUGUCUCUGGCGAAUGCAACCCUUCCUCCCAACAGACGAUUUGAUGGCAUAGAUAUCUCUGAAGUCCUGUUUGGGUCUUCAAGAAAAGGACACCAGACAUUGUUCCAUCCCAACAGUGGAGCAGCUGGAAAAUAUGGAGAAAUACAGGCUCUUCGGCUAGAUCAGUAUAAAGCCUUUUAUCUCACAGGUGGUGCCAAAGCAUGUGAUGGAAGCAUUGGACAGGAAGCACAUCACCAGCCACCCCUCAUUUUUGACUUGCAGCAUGAUAUUCAAGAGCAAGAGCCAAUGGACAUCCAGAGUGCUGAGUACCGUUCUCUCUUGCCACUGGUAAACAAGAGCCUCAUGGAUAUUCUUCAGGAUAUUGUGUCAGACAACGUGUCUAUAGCUGAUUAUUCUCAUGACAAGGAUGUGAUACCUUGCUGCAACCCCCAACACUUGGUCUGCAGGUGUGAAUCGGCUUGUUCUAACUUAUCCUUGGAAAAAUGCUAAAAAACCUCUAGGUUAGCAGCUAUCAAUAGUAUCUCUCCAUGAGAACUAGAAGUCUUGUGGAUGAAAUUGCUGCAUAAAGUAAAACAUUCUAGAUUUUUUAUAUAAUAAUUUAUAAAUCGUAACUCUCUACAGAAUUCAUCGUGACUCAUAAGCGAAAUAUGGUACUAAAAUGUUUGUAUGACUAUUUGAUACCCCUCGAUUAAGUCCAGCUCAUCUUAGUUGGAUCCCGGCAUCACAAUGUUAUGUUUCUUUGUACUCUGUGCAUCACAGAAAGGCAGGAAUGGUGAUGUCAGGACAUAAGACAGUUGUACAAAUUGUAACAGAAAGGCAGGAAAGAACUAUAGUGUUAAGUUUGGUAAUUUUUAGCAGAAGCCAUGUGCAUCUCAUAAAGUCAGAUUAUAAUCCAAGUAGCUCAGAGAAAGUUUGGGAUUGAUUUGAAAGUAAAACAUUCUAGAUUUUUAAUCAAUCUAGAUUAAAAAUCCCAGGCGCAGAUGUCACCCAGAGUUAGACAAUGUCACCUCAUAAAAUUUAAACUAUUAAGAGAGUUAUGAUUUUUUUAAUAAAACAAUUUGGUUAGUUUUUUUAUCCAACAGUUUCCUUAUAUUAUACUUAACAGUUUCUCCCUGCAGUCGUUCAGGCUCAUAUUUUCAUUUUUAUUUUGAAAAUAAAAAAAU
Messenger RNA from Python bivittatus (Burmese python), 1211 nucleotides. Lineage: Eukaryota; Metazoa; Chordata; Lepidosauria; Squamata; Pythonidae. The record is from RefSeq and is a predicted model, not a curated record.